AUGACUCGAGCACUUCUGCACCUGCACUUGACCACCAUGAGCAAGGAAUCAACGGCUUCGCACAACCUCCGCACGCUUGUGCAGCAUAACCUUCUGGACAAGAUGAUCAAGCAGACGAGCUUGGCUUCCCACGGAUGGGUGGUGCUUGUCCUUGACGACACCACGACCCACCUGGCCAACACUGUGAUUCGAAUGACCGACUUGACAGAACGCGGCGUGUCCAUCGUUGAGCGGCUCGAACUUGCACGUCAGCCUUUCCCCGAAAUGGCGGUCAUCUACUUCAUUUCCCCUGUCGCAACGUCCCUCGACAAAGUUGUAGCCGACUUCUCCAAGGCCGAGACCCCCAUGUACGGCGCCGUGCACUUGUACUUCAAUUCCCGCAUCGACGGCGCCGUGCUGGCCAAGCUCAAGACGUGUCCAUCUCUUCUUUCCCGCGUCAAGACGCUGAAAGAAGUCAACCUGGACUACCUCGCCAUCGAGCAAGCGGCGUUCUCGCUAGACAUGCCGCAUGCCAUGCACACGCUGUACUCGCCGCUCUCGAACCCGUCCACCGUGGACCCGAUUCUCCAAUCCAUCAGCGCCAAACUCGUGACUCUUUGCGCCACAUUGGACGAGUACCCGUACGUCCGAUUCCGCGCCGGCCAGCACAAAAUGGAGACUCUCGCGCGGCUCUUUCAAACGAAAAUGAACGACUACGUGGCCGGUAACUCCGCGUUUGCCUAUUGCCCCCAGCGGUCCACGCUUCUCUUCAUGGAGCGGUCACAGGAUCAAAUGUCCCCGCUCAUGCACGAAUGCACGUACCAAGCGAUGGUGUACGACCUCUUGGACGGCAAUGGCCUCGACGGCGACGCGAUUUCGUACCCCGCGGACACGGCCAACGGCACCGUCACCAAGCAAGCCCUAUUGAACGAGAACGAUCCGCUGUGGUGUGAACUUCGCCACACGCAUAUUGCCGAAGUGAGUCAGGACAUCGGACAACGCAUGGCGGCGCUGUCUGCGUCGAACGCCGGCACGUCGCUGACAGGCAAAGGCGGGAAGGCUCCAGACGUGGCGCAGCUGGCCGCGGCCCUUCGCGAAUUGCCCGAAUUCCGCGACACACUGAGCAAGCUGUCGCAGCAUUUGUACUUGGCGGGCAAGACGCUGGACGUGUUCACCAAGACCGACCUGCUCGGUGUGUCGACGCUGGAGCAGAGCAUGGCCACGGGCGUGGACGAGACGGGCAAGAAGAUCAAGCUGCCGAAAGUGAUGAAGGACAUGGAAGACUUGCUGCGCGACCCGAAGGUCCCGAAUUCAGACAAGGCGCGGCUCCUCGCGAUCUUUGUCAUCACAAACGACGCGGUGAAAGACGUCGAGCGCAAAAAGUUGUUUCAGCUGGCCAACCUCCCCGCCAUCACGGACAAGGCGCUUCAAAACAUGAAAUACCUAGGAGUGUUCAUGUCCAAGAUUUCCGUCGUGGCCAACGCCACGGGCCACGCGCUGACCACGGACGACCUGACAACCGCGGCCAAGAAAGCGACGUCGUCCGAGUACGCCACGUCCCGCUACGAGCCGAAACUGAAGGGGUGGAUGGAGAAGAUCCUUAAGAAGACCCUCGACGCCACCGAGUUUCCCUAUGUCAUCAGUCCCCCGUCGGGGUCGAACUCGCCGACGUCGAAGAAGGAGCCCGUGUCCAUGCGCAAGAAAGUGGCGGCCAAGUUCAACAAGGGCGGGGAGUCGCCUACUGGGGGCAAGGAUGCGGCGUUUGUGGGCGAGAAGUUGAUUGUGUUUGUGGCUGGGGGGGCUACAUAUUCCGAGGUAUAUUUGAAUUCGCGACAUGAAAUACCACAGUAACGUGGUUGCAGUUGCGCAGUGUGUACGAACUCCGUGACAAAGAAAAGCGCGACAUUGUCAUUGGCGCGACGUCGUUUUUGCGCCCCAAGACGUACUUGGACAACCUCGUGACGAUUGAAGACCCGAUGACGUCGAUGGACCGAACGACCAGCGCCGCCCCGAUCCAUCCGUCGGAUGUGAACAUGGACGAAAUCAAGCUCAGUCCGUCCAAGUCGGACGCUGGGCAACACCACUAAGACCUUGCUUAAUUAGCUGUCCACUUAAGGCUAACGUUAUAGCUAUACUAUAUAUUCCUCCACACCCCA
Aphanomyces astaci is the source of this 2135-nucleotide messenger RNA. RefSeq lists its product as hypothetical. Gene Ontology annotation, cellular component: plasma membrane; secretory granule. Gene Ontology annotation, biological process: intracellular protein transport; vesicle-mediated transport. The record is from RefSeq and is a predicted model, not a curated record. The coding region runs from base 1 to 1830 and encodes 609 amino acids. Gene Ontology annotation, molecular function: syntaxin binding. NCBI's taxonomy places the organism in Eukaryota, Oomycota, Saprolegniomycetes, Saprolegniales, Verrucalvaceae. The transcript has 6 exons.